AAGAAUUUUCUGAUCACCGUGGAUGUGUCUCAUAAUUUUCCUCGUUAUUUUUCCCAAACAUUGAAAAGGAACGCCAAGAGAAAAAAAACCCUAGAGAGAACCAUGGGGACGCCAGAGACAUCAAGGGAGCCCUGCCCGGACCGAAUCCUCGACGACAUCGGCGGAGCUUUCGCUAUGGGGGCCGUGGGCGGCUCGGCCUUCCACUUCAUCAAGGGCGUUUACAACUCCCCAGGCGGGGCUCGCAUCCUCGGCGGCUCGCAGGCCGUGCGGCUCAACGCGCCGCGUGUCGGCGGCAGCUUCGCAGUCUGGGGCGGCCUAUUCUCCGCCUUUGACUGCACCAUGGUCUUCGUGCGCCAGAAGGAGGACCCCUGGAAUUCCAUCGUGGCCGGCGCCGCCACAGGAGGCUUCCUCUCCAUGCGACAGGGACUAGGCGCCUCUGCUCGCUCGGCAGCCUUCGGCGGCGUUCUCUUGGCGCUCAUCGAAGGCGCUGGGAUCAUGCUCAACCGUAUGUUCAGCGCGCAGCAACAGAUGCCUGUGAUCCUCGAAGAGCCCGGGCCCAAUAUGCCCCCUCUCCCGGGCUUCAUGGGCCAGCCCCAGUCCAUGCCGGAACCGGCCUCGGCGGCUGGGUCUUCUUCUCCAGAUUCAGGUUCGGGGUGGCUUGGAGGGUGGUUCGGCGGACCGAAGAAGGAGUCUUCGGCAGGGACGAGUAGCGGAAGCGAGACGAAGAUCUUGGAGAGCUUCGAUGCACCUCCGGUGCCGAGUUUUGAGUACAAGUGACAAAGGGAAGGUUUUGAUUUGAGGGGCAUGGUUUUGGACCAGGGAAGUCAAGGGUUUAUGUUAGGUUUUUUCUCGCACUUGAAAUUUAUAUCACAAUUGUUCUUCUUUCGUGAUUGCUGUGACUGGUCGACAAGAUUUUAUUCUCUCCUCGAAGCUUUAAAGUUUCGUAAGGGCGGGACACGGUAGAAUACGUAUUUUGAUACUGGUGUAUGCAGAAAUUAGAUGCAAAGAAUGAUUAUAUCUUUGGUCUGUUCUAAAUAAUUUUGUGAUGUUUUUCAAUUUUCCACUUUGAUGCUGGCAUGCUAUAUAAUAUGCCAGUUUUCUAAGUGAGAUAGAAGAAUUUCUGACCUGUGAACCAGUUUCAUUGUUGGGUUGGAUGUAUCUGGUAUGCCAUCUACUUUUUGUAUAUGGUGGAGAUUUAACC
Molecule: messenger RNA, 1201 nt
Organism: Corylus avellana
Lineage: Eukaryota; Viridiplantae; Streptophyta; Magnoliopsida; Fagales; Betulaceae
Product: mitochondrial import inner membrane translocase subunit TIM17-2
Biological process (GO): protein import into mitochondrial matrix
Cellular component (GO): TIM23 mitochondrial import inner membrane translocase complex
Molecular function (GO): transmembrane protein transporter activity
Source: RefSeq, a predicted model, not a curated record